Messenger RNA from Arabidopsis lyrata subsp. lyrata, 1428 nucleotides. Its product is annotated as protein ABHD17B. The coding region runs from base 168 to 1250 and encodes 360 amino acids. Gene Ontology annotation, molecular function: serine-type peptidase activity. Gene Ontology annotation, biological process: proteolysis. The transcript is spliced from 6 exons. Lineage: Eukaryota; Viridiplantae; Streptophyta; Magnoliopsida; Brassicales; Brassicaceae. The record is from RefSeq and is a predicted model, not a curated record.
AGAAAGAGCAUUUAAAAGGGAAAUUUUAGCAUCCAUUUCUAACCAUAUUAUGAAUAAAUUAAUAAACAAUAUCAAUAGAUUAUAGCAUCCAUCAUUAUUGCAUAUAGGCCAUUCUUGUCUUCUAUCACCAAAAAAAAAAGAAAGAGAGAAAAGUUUCUUUGAGUGAAAUGGGAAUUGCGACGUCGACGAUGGCGGCGAAGUUAGCAUUCUUCCCACCAAAUCCGCCGUCGUACACGGUGGUGACUGAGGAAUCAACGGGGAAGAUGAGGAUUUCUACGAACAUGCCGCAUUACCUAAGAGAUGAGAACAUCGAAGUGGUGAAGAUAAGGACGAGAAGAGGGAAUGAGAUUGUGGCCAUGUAUGUGAAAAAUCCAACCGCUAAACUCACCGUUUUGUUUUCUCAUGGCAACGCCGCUGAUCUUGCUCACAUUUUCUACAUCUUCGCCGAACUAAUUCAACUCAAUGUCAAUCUCAUGGGAUAUGAUUACUCAGGAUAUGGGCAAUCUUCUGGUAAGCCAAGCGAGCAAGAGACGUACGCAGAUAUCGAAGCAGCUCACAAUUGGCUAAGAGAGACGUACGGUACAAAAGAUGAACGUAUCAUUUUGUAUGGACAAUCCGUUGGAAGUGGACCGUCGCUUGAGCUAGCUUCUCGUCUUCCACGUCUCCGAGCACUUGUUCUUCAUAGUCCUUUCUUGUCCGGUCUACGAGUCAUGUACCCUCUCAAGCACUCCUUCCCGUUCGACAUUUACAAGAAUAUCGACAAAAUUCAUCUCGUAAACUGUCCUGUUCUUGUAAUUCAUGGAACAGAUGACGACGUGGUGAAUAUUUCACAUGGAAAACAUUUAUGGGGACUAUGCAAAGAAAAAUAUGAACCCUUGUGGCUUAAAGGAAGAGGCCAUUGUGAUAUUGAGACGUCUCCUGAGUACUUACCUCACUUAAGAAAGUUCAUUUCAGCCAUUGAGAAGCUUCCAGUUCCAAAAUUCCGACGCCUAUCAUUGGCUGAUGACCACAAGAAAGAGAAAUCAACAAAGAGUAGUAAUUGGAUUGGAUCUAGACAUAGCAUAGAAUGUGUUACUACUGCAAGAGACAAAUCAAGAAAGAUUAGUAUCGAUCAUCGGUUUGGGAAGGCGAGAAACAGCGUGGAUAGCUCUGAUCGGGCUAGGAAUAGCUUCGACAGGUUGGGUGAAAUGGUGAGAUCAGUUCGGUUGUGUAAUGUUGAUUGUGUGAAGAAUGCAGUUGCAGAGGUUUGAUGAUUGUUGUCACAAUAUUGUUUUUUCUGAUUCGUUUGUUAGAUUCUGUGGAAAAGAGAAACAUCUUUAGUAUGAACAUAUCUUCAUUUUUAUUUUUAAGAAGUCAAUUAUAAACAUAUAUAUAUAUAUAUAUAUAUUCAUAUUUGAUACCAUUUAGUUUUCCAAUAAUUUUUUUUUU